CCCAUAUAUAACAAAAAUUGCCGUGCAAGAUACAGUAUCGAUUCGACCCGCUCGUGUGAGCAGAGCACCGGCAAGUCGAGCUCCUCCGCCAUGGACGCCGGGUCCUCAUCCUCGCCGCCGCUGCGCAUUGUCAUUUUCCCGUGGCUCGCGUUCGGCCACCUGCACCCGUACCUUGAGCUCGCCGAGCGCCUGGCGUCGCGGGGCCACCGCGUGUCCUUCGUCUCCACGCCGCGCAACAUCGCCCGCCUCCCGCCGUUGCGCCCCGCCGCGGCGCCGCGCGUCGACCUCGUGGCGCUAACGCUCCCGCACGUCGACGGUCUCCCCGACGGCGCUGAGUCCACCAACAACGUUGCCAGCGACAAGUUCGUGCUCCUAUUUAAGGCCUUCGACGGCCUCGCCGCGCCCUUCGCGGAGUUCUUGGGCGCCGCGUGCGCUGACGACGGCAGGAGGCCUGACUGGAUCAUCGUCGACAGCUUCCACCACUGGGUCGCCACCGCCGCCGUCGAGCAUAAGGUGCCAUGCGCGAUGCUUCUCCCGACCGCUGCUUUGCUCGCUGCCGUGGCCAGCCGGUCGUCGGAGCCCUCUGUAGAAGAACGACCGGCGGCUGUGCCCCGUUACGAGUUGGAGCAGAUGGCACGGGUACACACCAACCAUUGCGCGCAGGGUAUGUCCAUAGCCCAGCGCUACUCCUUGACACUCGAGAGGUGCACGCUGACGGCCAUGCGGAGCUGCCUCGAGUGGGAGCCCGAGUCCUUCCCGCUGGUGGCGGCAAUCCUCGGCAAGCCGCUUGUCCCCCUCGGCCUUCUACCGCCGUCACCUGACGGAGGCCGUGGCGCCAGCAUGGGCGGAGAGGACGCCACCGUGCGCUGGCUGGACGCGCAGCCGCCGAAGUCGGUCGUGUACAUCGCGCUGGGGAGCGAGGUGCCGCUGCGCAUGGAGCAGGUGCACGAGCUGGCUCUCGGCCUGGAGCUCGCCGGGACACGCUUCCUCUGGGCUCUGAGGAAGCCCGGCGGCGUCCCCGACACGGACAUACUUCCUCCCGGUUUCCAAGAGCGCACCCACGGCCAUGGGUUCGUGACCAUGGGGUGGGUUCCUCAGAUCAGCAUACUGGCGCACGGCGCCGUGGGCGCGUUCUUGACGCACUGCGGGCGGAACUCACUUAUCGAAGGGCUUCUGUUUGGGCACCCUCUGAUCAUGCUGCCGAUCUUCGGGGACCAAGGACCGAAUGCACGCCAAAUGGAGGGGAAGAAGGUAGGAUUGCAGGUGAAAAGAGAUGAGAACGACGGGUCAUUCGACCGCGAUGGCGUCGCGAGCGCAGUCCGAGCAGUCAUGCUGGAGGAAGAAGCCAGGGGGGUCUUUGUAGCAAAUGCCCUCAAGGUGCAAGAGAUUGUAGCCGAUGAGGAACUUCAUGAGAGCAUUAGCAUUAGUAUGGAUGGAAUGGUCUGGUUGGCAGCAAUGCAGUGCGCCGUUUCAGGCCUGUUCUUUUGUUUCUCCAUUAGGUCGAUGUUACCUAUCAGAAUGAAAUAGUACAAUUGUUCUUCCAUACAAUACAGAAAAAGGGCAAAUCUAGCAAGUAAUAAACACAAAUGUAUGAACCAGACAUUUUGAGCUGACCACUAUACGAAUCAAAUCAACAAAGGUACACGCACGGAUAUAUAAGAAUGCACUUCUUGCUUUCCAACAAGAACUAGCAAGUUAGACUAAAGCAGCAGCGACUCAACC
Molecule: messenger RNA, 1722 nt
Organism: Phragmites australis (common reed)
Lineage: Eukaryota; Viridiplantae; Streptophyta; Magnoliopsida; Poales; Poaceae
Product: UDP-glycosyltransferase 91C1-like
Exons: 4
Coding region: 91-1527 (478 amino acids)
Molecular function (GO): UDP-glycosyltransferase activity
Source: RefSeq, a predicted model, not a curated record